CAGGCAUAGCACAUCGGCAUUGCCGACAGAGAGAGGAGUCGCGAGACAAAUCAAAUCCGCGGUCACCGCCUCGCGGCCGUUUCUCGCAGUUCAGCUCCCGAGCGCGCGCUGAGCAGCGCCAGUGUUCAUGUACUCGUAGAGGCUGUGUACUGCUUCCUUCGAAGUUUGGGACGCACCGAGUCAUCCGGAGUUUGCUCGUCGCUGUCACUGGGAGUAUUCAGUCUGUCUACCCAGGAGCAAGUUCCCCUGCGAACAUGUUCAAAUAUGUACAGUAUGGAUUUUAGGAGGACGAAGUUCAGCAGAAAACCAGUAGCCUAUUGAAAAGAGAAUAAGGUCUGCUUAAGAACACAAAAUAAAACAGCGCGAGCCAAGAUAACUGGAGUCAUAAACUCCAGUCAGCACCUGAUACCCUUGAUUUAAUUCUCCAGAAUCUUCCCAGAAAGGUUUAUGAACAACCGAGUCCCAUCUAGCAAGAGAUACCAGCCAACUGAGUACGAGCAUGCUGCCAACUGUGCCACCCAUGGAUUCUGGAUCAUUCCCAGUAUCCUGGGCAGCUCUGUGUUGUACCUCCUCUCUGAUGACCGGUGGGAGACCAUCUCUGCAUGGAUGUAUGGGACGGGUCUGUCUGGGCUGUUCAUCAUGUCCACCAUGUUCCACACGGUGUCCUGGAAGAAAAGUCAUCUCAGGAAGGUGGAGCAGCGAUUCCACAUGUGCGACAGGAUGGUGAUAUAUUUCUUUAUAGCUGCAUCUUAUGCACCCUGGCUGAACCUGAGGGAACUAGGACCCUGGGCUGUGCACAUGCGCUGGUUGGUGUGGAUCAUGGCCUGCGCUGGCUCUGCCUAUGUCUUCUUCUUUCAUGAGAAGAACAAGAUAUUAGACUUACUGUGCUACACCGCCAUGGGAGCUGUUCCUGCAGUUGUUCUUCUGUCAAUGCCUAUCAGAGAGGGCAUAUUAGAGCUGUCAGUGGGCGGAGUCUUCUACUGCCUGGGAAUUGUCUUCUUCAAGAGUGAUGGCCUCAUCCCAUUCGCUCAUGCCAUCUGGCACGUCUUCGUGGCAGUGGGGGCAGGCAUACACUAUUAUGCCAUCUGGAGGUACUUGUAUACAACGGGGACCAGCCAAAUAAAAAAUAUCCAGGUGACAGAUGUAAAAGAUAUGACACAUACAGGGUUUGUUGAGCUGUAAAAGACAGUGUAUUUGAUCAUGUGCUGCCUUUGCAUCCCUCUAUAUUAAUCAUAGAUGGGCACAUUCCAGUACUGUUGGUCUAAAAUAUAUUUUUCUAUAGAAGGAUUUCUGUUAACUGGCCAGUCUAUUUUUGCAGAUGUGGUCUUAACCUGUUGACAUAAUGUACUGUAUCAGCUGUCAGUGUUUACAGGGAAAAUGUGUGUAUAAUACAGAAAACAUGAAUAACAUUCCACAUCCUUUAACGGAGCGGUCUACUGCCUUGAUAUGAACUCCCAUAAUCAGACUGUGCUUGUGACUAAUGUAUUGAGAUUCAUUGGCAACAAGCAGAAUAAUGUAAUAAUUUAAUAAUAAUUAUUUGUGCUCAAUUAAUAAAAUUGGUUAUUAUUAUUAUUAUUCUCAAAGCUUUGCUGCUUAAUAUUUUUUUGUGAAAACUGAGAUGCAUUUUUUUCAGGAUUCUUUGAUGAAUUGAAGGUUUUAGAAAUGUAUUGCCAUUCUCUCCCUAUUUUUUUUAGUUGUUUUUAUUUUUUUAAAUCUUACCCUGAACCUAUGAGAGGUAAUCAGUUUCCACAAAAAUAUAAAGCAACACUUUAUUAUUGAUCAUAAAAAUGUUUCUUGAUCAGCAAAUCAGCACCAAAUUAUCAUCCACAUGAAAGUUUAGCUCCCACAGAGCCAUUUGAUUCGUUAUUGGGAGCGAGCCAUGCACAGAAGCUCACAUGGAAACUAGCCUUCAUGAAUGAUGUUUUUAGUACCGUAUUUUUCGGACUAUAAGUCGCACCUGUGUAUAAGUUGCAUCAGUCCAAAAAUACGUCAUGAUGAAAAAAAAAACAUAAGUCACACUGGACCAUAAAUCACAUUCAUUUAGAACCAAGAGCCAAGAGAAGGCAUUACCGUCUACAGCCGCGAGAGGGCGCUAGAAUACCUGUAGAAUACAGGAGCACUGAGCAGCAUAGAGCGCCCUCUCGCGGCCGGAGACGGUAAUGUUUUCUCUUUGUUCAUGUCAAAUUAUUUUUGAUAAAUAAGUCACACCUGACUAUAAGUCGCAGGACCAGCUAAACUAUGAAAAAAAGUGCGACUUAUAGUCUGGAAAAUAUGGUACAACCCAAUAAGACUUAGCUCAAGGUCUAAUAAAACUAUAAACCUUGAGGAAAUUCUUGCAACUAAAUAGUCACUUUUAGUUAACAGUUAAUCAUAAUGGUUUAAUAAUUGCAGAUUUUGUUGUGUGUAAGUUCUUCACGUGUUCCCAUCUGUGCUCAGUUCAAUGAAUAACUCCAGCAGUUCUUUCCAUGACUCUUUUACCUACUGACACAUUUAGCCAGGACUGCUCAGACAUGAAAGAGUAUGUUUUUAAGCACUUUGAAUGUAAAACAGCUUUUUACUCAUUUUGUCAUAAUGGUGCAUUAAUAUGCCAGUAAGAACCUGAGACAUCUGUAUCGUCAGAUUUCAUUUAAAUGGUCAAUUCUUUUGCACCAUAAGUUUCGUAGACUUUUAAUCAGAAGGACCAAAUCUAAACUGUAUUUUAACAGUUUUGACACUAAUCAUAAGUGUCAGUAAUAAAUGCAACCUGAGAAUAAACACACUGGAUGUUUAAAUUGAUAGAAAUGUGUCUCUAAAAACCAUUUCAAUAAAUGAAGAAAGAAAUCACAA
Molecule: messenger RNA, 2826 nt
Organism: Carassius gibelio (silver crucian carp)
Lineage: Eukaryota; Metazoa; Chordata; Actinopteri; Cypriniformes; Cyprinidae
Product: monocyte to macrophage differentiation factor 2-like
Exons: 9
Coding region: 448-1182 (244 amino acids)
Cellular component (GO): membrane
Molecular function (GO): pore-forming activity
Source: RefSeq, a predicted model, not a curated record